This is a messenger RNA of Necator americanus (New World hookworm), 1911 nucleotides long. RefSeq lists its product as uncharacterized. The transcript is spliced from 4 exons. The record is from RefSeq and is a predicted model, not a curated record. Bases 1 to 1911 code for a protein of 636 amino acids. NCBI's taxonomy places the organism in Eukaryota, Metazoa, Nematoda, Chromadorea, Rhabditida, Ancylostomatidae.
AUGUUACGCCGACGAGAUCGCCGACUUCUGCAGGAUUCAAAAGUCAUCCCUACAGACCAUGUCGCUGCCCAACACCAUCUGCUCGUUAUGGACUUGAAAAUCUCCCGUCCAAGGAAGAGACAUCCAAGAACUGAAACACAGCGCAUCAAAUGGUGGAAUCUGAAGGAUCGAAAGGAGAUAUUUUUUGCGUACGUGGCUCCAUCUGCACUUCCCUACCCUACUCGUAGUGUGGAGGAAAUGUGGUCGUCUACUUCCAGCGUUAUACGCUUGACCGCGGAGAACACUCUGGGAAAGACGACUCUAGGUAAGCCCAAAGUACAAAAGGCUACGUGGUUUUGGAACGAGGAAGUUCAGGCGGCAAUUCGUGAGAAGAAGUCCAAGUAUAAGCUCUGGUGGAGGACACGUCAGCCUGAAGAUCGGGAUGCUUACCUAGCGGCGAAGAGGGAGGCUAAGAAGGCAGUCUUCAAGGCGAAGUCGGACCGCUACAAGGCUGUGUACGACAUGGUUGAUACCAGAGAAGGGGAGCAGGCAGUGUAUCGUUUAGUCAGAGCACGUCAUCGCUCAACGUUGGAUAUGGAACACAGCAAGAUCGUUAAGGGAGCUGAUGGAGCCGUUCUGCGCCGUCCUGGUCAGAUCCUGGAGAGCGUCGAGAGUCCUGUUCUACCAAUUACUGCCGUCGAAGUCAGUGCUGCCCUCGCAAAAAUGAAGUCGAACAAGGCAACCGAAGGACGGACUCCAGAUGUUUGGCAAACUUCCGUGACCGUGCCUGUCUGGAAAGGGAAAGGAGACAUUGCUGACUGCACUUCGUACAGGCCUACACGACUGCUGUGCCAUACGAUGAAGGUUCCUGAGCGUGUCCUGGAGGCUCGUCUGAGGAAAAUUGUCAGCGUUUCACUCAACCAGUGCGGUUUUGUGAAAGACUGUAGCACUAUAGAUGCUAUCCAUGCUGGCCGUAUCCGUCUGGAGAAACAUCGAGAGAAGAACCGCAGUGUGCAUCUUGCUUUUCUCGAUGUCGAGAAAGCUUUCGACCGUGUCCCACAUGAGCUGUUAUGGAUGUCCAUAAGGUCGCAUAGAGUACCAGAAGAAUAUGUGCGGUGGACAAAGCUGCUUUAUGCAAAGCCCACCAGCGUUGUCCGAUGUGCUGCUGGAACAAGCAGGUCAUUCCCUGUAGAAGUAGGGGUUCACCAGGGUUCAUCCCUCUCACCCCUGCUGUUCAUACUGCGAAUGGACACGAUAACGAAGGAAAUCCAGAAGCAGCACCCGUGGACUCUACUCUUUGCCGAUGAUGUCAUGCUCGCGUCGGAGUCUCGAGGUGAUCUUAAGAAACAAGUACAGUCCUGGAAGGAUCGGCUGCAGAAAUAUGGAUUGCACCUCAACACAUCAAGAACUGAGUACAUGGAGUGCGGACCAAGGAUAGAGGAUGGUUCAAUUCGUGUUGAUGGCACCGAAUUAAACAAGGUGAACUGCUUCAAGUACCUUGGAUCCAAAGUGACUUCCGCAGGCGAUAUUGAUCAAGAAGGUCGAGCACGUGUUAAUGCGGCAUGGAUGAAAUGGAAAAUGGCAACAGGCGUACUGUGCGACAGGAAAGUACCUGUUCGACUGAAGUCGAAGAUCUACAGGACAGUUGUGCGUCUUGUUGCCCUUUACGGUUGCGAGUGCUGGCCGACGACGAAAGCCUUGGAAAGACUGUUACACGCUACGGAGAUACGGAUGUUAAGGUGGACAAUAGGUGUAACGCUAAAAGAGAAAGUAUCCAACGACACUGUGCGCUCCAUCUUCGGCGUCGUCACGAUAACUGAGAAGAUGAGGGGGGCUCGACUGAGAUGGAGUGAGGACGCGUGGGAGGCCAAAGAUUCGCUGAUUAGACCAUGUGAAGCUGGAUAUGAUAGAUGCGCGUUUAUGUACGACUGA